AUGAACUCCCUGGCCAUGCCGCCCGUUCCCCCUCAUUCCCUCGAACACUCCCGCCUCUCCCCAAACAGAUCAAUGGCUUCCUCUGGCCCUUCAAGAAAACGGAAAGCCUCGCCUUCUCCUGAUCGAGAUGAUGAAAUGUCCACAUCCCCCUCCAUCUCCAACGCUCGACUGCCUACGGCUCUGACCCCCACGUCAAGGAAGAGAGCACGCCCCAAUCUCGUGGUCGGCCGACCACUGACAGUCGAAAGACUACUCGAGACACUGGAUAAGGAUUCCAUGACAUCAGUAUUGAAGACUCUAUGCGAUAGACAUCCGAGCUUGCGAGAGGAGAUUGUCCAAGUCAGUCCUCGACCCAGCAUUCAAAGCACACUGCAGAUCCUGCGGCAAUAUUACAACCGGUUGAUGAACGCAUUUCCCCUCGAGCGGAAUCUCCGCUCCGAUUACUGCUACGAUCGUGUGCGCCCGCAAUGGAACGAGCUGCUCGAUGCUCUCACCGACUUUACACCUCAUUUCCUGCCACCCAAUGAACAACAGUCAUCGACGUCGCUGGAGUAUUUGAACGCAGUCACACAAGUCAUACACGAUCUACCAGAAUGGGACAAUCCGCAGCAUAACAUUGCGAAGCAAAAUGCGUACGAGGAAAUUUCCAAGGCAUGGGCUAGCGUUAUCAAGGAAGCUGGUAAACGGGGUGGAGGCUAUCAAUUGCAGUUUAAUGGCUGGGAAGAGAAACUGCGGGCCCAUAACGAGAAGAGUGGUGAUCGGCUGAGAGAGGCAUAUGAUGAGUUGAUGCAGGCUCUAGGCUGGCUGCGGCACAGUAAUCAGCCGUCACAACAGCAGAGUAUUCGACAGCAACUGUUUUCAAACACAUACGGAAUGGAGCAACCUACCAUGCGCACAGGAAACUGGUGA
Messenger RNA from Cladophialophora yegresii CBS 114405, 909 nucleotides. RefSeq lists its product as uncharacterized. Lineage: Eukaryota; Fungi; Ascomycota; Eurotiomycetes; Chaetothyriales; Herpotrichiellaceae. The transcript is spliced from 2 exons. Gene Ontology annotation, biological process: nuclear protein quality control by the ubiquitin-proteasome system; proteasome localization. The coding region runs from base 1 to 909 and encodes 302 amino acids. The record is from RefSeq and is a predicted model, not a curated record. Gene Ontology annotation, cellular component: nucleus.